CCCCACCACCCGGAACGAUCGGGCAUAUAUAGACGUGGAGCGUACCGUGGCCACCAUACCAGUCGAGAGAACGUACUCCGAGAGUAACGAACGCGCGCGCGAUUUUCGGUCCCCAAACGCAGGUGGUGUUGUGUGCAGUGCCAGUGCAGUCCGUAACACUUUGUCGCCGUGAAAUUUAAGCCCGCUAUCGUGAGAGGGGAAAUUUCUGGAAAAUUCUUCCCGCUACCAAAAACAGAGAACAGAAUGCGACGAUUCACGACCGGUUUGUUGCUGGUGGUUGCCUUGACCGUGACCGCCACCGUCGCCUAUCCAGCGAGCUACGAGAAGGAGAAGGAAUCGGACACUUCGGAGGAUGCUGAGUAUAUUGUGGUGCCACUGUCCCACCAUCGUCCGACAUACUACAACCGAUACCCAUCGUCGUUCGAAGGGUUCGAUGGAGUUGUGGACACCGGCGACUUUGCUCCAAUUCCGGCGAGACCCGUGUACUUCCCAUCGUACAACCCGUUCUCGUGGCAUCUUUCGGGUUAUCUGGAUGAUCUCCUAAAGCGAGUCCGCGAUCGUUUCUCUGGAUCGUGGAAUCCUUUCUACGGAGGUGAAUUCGCCCCAUCCGGACCAGGAGUAUGGCCUGUAGAAAUUCCGGACGACUCAUCGGAGGAUGGUGUUACCAACUCUACCUCUACAGUGAAGGUCAUCGAUGGACACAAGGUUGUGAUUAAUGAUACGUACUACACCAAGAAGACGGAGUUCGGUACCUCGAUCUUCAAGGUGCGUGUCAUUGACGUGAAGCCCACGGACGGCGAUAGCGACGAGGUUAGCACAUCCCCCAAAGCUCCAACCGACGUCGAGGUUGGCAAUCGUAAUGGAGAUGAUGAUGAUGCGGCUAAGGCACCGGCCGCACCGUCGACCGAUGCACCCAAGCGAGACACUGAGCUCGAAUCGAGCGACGAAGAGAAGACCACGGCUGACGAUGACAAUCUGAACACGAUCGAUGAUAUGGAAAUUGAUGAGGUGAAGGCAAACAACGGAAAGGAAGCAACGGAAGACAAGCCGGAGUCCUCCGAACAGUGGUCGCUGCUGGAAUCGUUCGAAGGCGCAUCGCAUCCAUCGGAAGAUUUGGUGGAAGACUCUCCCGAAAUCACCAUCCAACGUAACCGGGGCAACAGUGAACUGCUCGAAUCGAGCUCCGAAGAAGAGGUUGAGUCGAACGUCAACGUCCCACGACAACCCGUGUCAAACGAAUGGCCCAAACAGGACGAUCGUCAGCGGAUUAUCGUUUCGAACAGAUUCGACAACCGGUUCAACGCUAACCAGGAAACACCUGUCGGUGAUGCACCAACCGUACACGAUCUCACGAACGAUAUUGCCAUCAACUUCCGGAUGGCCACCGAUAAGAGUGUCACAGCAAACCCAAAUGCAAUCACGUUCAACCCAAUGAAUCCACCGUCGGUUAUCGUUCAGCGAGAUCCUUUCCCUGGAGCAGCGCCGGGAAGAUACCCGCCAAUCCCCGGUCGUCCAGCGAUGGGUUUCCCAUCUCCGCAACCCGGUGUAGGCUUCCCAGCCGGAGGAUCGUUCCCCGGUUUCCCGGGCCAGGGAAACCCGUUCCCCGGCGGUCAGUUUCCGUUGCAACCGUUCCCGAUGCAACAACCGCCACUGUUCGGUGUUCCGACCGGUACAAACUUUGGCCUAGCCGGUCAGAAUCCUUUCUUCUUCGGUAAUGCCCAGUUCCGGCGUCCAUAAACGAAAGUGAAGAGAGAGAAAAAGAGAAAACUUUCCAAGAAAUUGUGAACAUCUGACGGGUGGAGAAACUUCUGCUAGCGGUAAGAGCGGUGUUGCUCAUUUAUUUAUUGAUCUAAAUUAUUUUACUCAAGCGUAAAGGUUAGUGUGGCAUUUCCUGUGCUGCCCACAGCUAGCGUACUAGGCUAGACUUUAUUGUUGUAAGGGUCGAGAUAUAGGCAGGAGGAGGAUCUGGAUCGAGAGAGGAUUUUUUUUCUUCACUAAUACCAAAGAAGUUGGUCCUCGUGCUUCACCAGCGUGAAAUAUCUAAUGUGUGUGUGUGUGAACUUUGGAAAGAAUCAAACUUCCAGCAACCCCUCAGCAGGACGACCUCCAUGACAUGUAGUGUAAUGGACACACACACACACACACUGGAAGGGCUGUUCGAAAAUGGGAGAUUUUAUUCUUCAUUGGAAAAUAAUUUAUUUACAACAGUUUCGGACAUUCUUCUUCCGUGCCGUGUGGCUUAAAACUUUUCCAUCAACCCAAAGUGGACUUCACCGGGCUCGAAAGCCCGAAUGGAAGUUUUGUAUAAAUCCUUCCGUUUUCCUAUCGUAAGUAUCGAAGUGCCGGGGUUUCCGUUCGGGGGGGCAUCGGAUAGUUUGUUGGCAGCCAUGACGCUUUUGCCCCUUUCGCAUUAGUGGAAGGAUUAGUGAAGAAUCGGCAAACUGCAAUGCGUUGCGGAAGGACUCUAUUAGGGGUUGGUUGGGCUGAAGUUUUCGCGUGAAACAGCCCUUGGUCGCUCACUUGUUCGAAUAAGAAAAUUUAACACAUAUUAGUAUAUCAAGCUAUAAUGCUGGAAGCGAGAAAAUUUUAGAACAAACAGCAUCGGAGCAAAGAUUUAAGGAGGUAUAUUAAUUUAGCAAAUGGCAUGCAGCCGUACAGGAAGCAAACCGGCGAGACGGCGUCCUCUUGUGAAAGGUAUUUUUCCCGGGCUGCACCAGGUAGACUAAUUAAUUUGUGCAUUGUCUGACAAAUGGAGCAAGACUUUUGGAGCGAGCAGGAAUGGAAUGGGCCAGAAUUCGUUGCACCGUGAGUGGCUGAGAAAACCACUCUAUCCGGAACACAAAAGCGCAGUGUGAAGAUUUUCCUUUCAGAUUAUGCUGCAGCCGGGCAUUAAGUAAAUGGAUGUAAAGAAGCGUACAGAGAGCAAACAAUUCAAUAAAUCUAGUCUUCCUUGGCAGCUCCUAGCAACGCGCGUAGGAUCUUCGGACGGUGCGAGUCCAAAGUAGGAAAAAACAAACCCAGCAGAAGGAUUUUAAUUUAAGAAAUCCUUUUUCACGUGUGCCGCCUCAAGCUGGUUGUGAGGGAACCGAAAUAAAAUUGGCAAAGAAAAUAAGAUUUUAAUUAA
Molecule: messenger RNA, 3124 nt
Organism: Anopheles stephensi (Asian malaria mosquito)
Lineage: Eukaryota; Metazoa; Arthropoda; Insecta; Diptera; Culicidae
Gene: vir-1
Product: icarapin-like
Exons: 6
Coding region: 244-1737 (497 amino acids)
Source: RefSeq, a predicted model, not a curated record